ACUUGACGACAACAGGUUUUUGUUUUUUGUUUUUAAUGUUUUAGUGCCCUUUAAAAAAAAAUCCACACUACGUCCCAACCUAACUCCAAGAUUCUCAGCUCCUCAAGGACAGGGAUAGUGUCCAGGCACUGUUAUAACUCCAGCAAUUUCUAGCGCAUUUCCCAACACAAGCAGGGCUCCUGUAACUACACAUUGCCUUGGUUAAGCAGCCACUAAAGCCGUCUCACUGUGCAUAAUGACUGAGCACACUGAGGUGGCCAUUAGGCCACAAUCUUCUCAUUUAGUGAUUGUCUUUCUGAGGCAUAGCUUAUAAAAUGCCUGUGAAGCUCUCUACCAAUAUUUGGAGCUAUAUACUUAGAGUGUAUUGUAGGUAAAUAACAGGGAAAGAAUUAAAACGUAUGGAAAAAGAGGUGGAUCCUAGAAGCACUGAUUACAGUAAUAUUCAGGCAAGGCAGAACUGAUCAUGGUUCUCUGAAAUGUCAUAGCCUAAUAACCCAAGUUCUCCUGAGGAAUUGCCUAGAACCAUAAAGGUCCUGUUGUGAAAAUGAAGAUUAGUGGGGCUGGUGCUUUAGAUAGGCAGAAUUCCCAAAUUUUCUUUCUUCCCUCCUUCCUGUGGUCAGUGGUGACCACCUGCCAAGGAAGGAUCAAUAUAUUUUUGUCUGCUUCACCAGAGGAGUAUGUGGUUAGGUGGCCUUCUGUAGAUGGACUGAUGGCAGAAACAUUAUCCCCUGUCUUCUCUGGCCCCCUGAGUGGUGCACUUGUUGGCAAUGAAAUCUGGAAGUAGAAGCUGCAGGGAUUGUGACAAACGUGAGGGGCCACUCUUUCUCACCCUUGUAGCCAAGAUACCAGUAUAGACUCUCAUUUGUUUGAGACGGAGGCUUGGACAAAGCUGACUGACCAAACACUCAGAGGAGCCCUGGGGAGGCAUCAUUUGUCCCUGUUUCACUGGAGUGGGUAGAGCCCAGUGACCCAGAAUUAAGAUGCUCUGGUUUCAAGGCAAUAGAAUACAACUUGCCAGAUACUCCUUUGGAAUCCUCUUGAGAAAUCUCUCUGCCUCUAAGACUACUCUGCCUGUGCUGACCUUAUUCACAAAGGAUCCAUGCCCCCUUUGUGAUGAAGCCAAGGAAGUACUCAAGCCUUAUAAUAACAGGUUUAUUUUGCAGGAGGUGGACAUCACACUUCCAGAAAAUGCUGCGUGGUACGAAAGGUAUAAAUUUGACAUUCCUGUCCUCCAUUUGAAUGGCCAGUUUCUGAUGAUGCAUCGAGUAAACAUCUCAAAACUUGAAAAGCAGCUCCUGAAACUUGAGCAGCAAGGUGCUGGAGGCUGACUAAUGCCGUCAUGAUUGUUCACCCUCUCUGUCCAUAAAGCAUCUUCCUGAGGAAAUGACCGUGGCCGCCUCAUACUCCUUUUGUCGCUUUCACACAGCCCUGAAGGAUGUUCUGAACUCAAUGGGUGCCAAGUAAAUGUUGACAUUCUUCUUCUGAUUGAUAGAAGCACAAAUACCGGAACUGUGUACUGUUUGCAUUUUAUAAAAUAAGAAGAGUGUGUCGACAGGGAGGGGGAUGAUGGAGGGAGGGAGAAGUCGAUUUGUGUUAUUUAUUUUCCCUUUUUGCAUUAACAUGGAGGCACUUAACACUCGCUGGCCAGUGUCAUUUAGAGGUAGAACACACUGCAUCCCUGCUGCUGCCCUGAGGCUUAAUUUUUUUUUUUUUUUUAAUUGUAUUUAAGGUGAAGGCUUACAAAACAAAUAG
Trichechus manatus latirostris (Florida manatee) is the source of this 1752-nucleotide messenger RNA. RefSeq names its product chromosome unknown C5orf63 homolog (gene CUNH5orf63). The coding region runs from base 981 to 1328 and encodes 115 amino acids. The record is from RefSeq and is a predicted model, not a curated record. The transcript has 6 exons. NCBI's taxonomy places the organism in Eukaryota, Metazoa, Chordata, Mammalia, Sirenia, Trichechidae.